Messenger RNA from Solea senegalensis (Senegalese sole), 1026 nucleotides. RefSeq names its product matrix metalloproteinase-15-like. The transcript has 3 exons. The annotation marks the transcript as partial. Gene Ontology annotation, molecular function: metalloendopeptidase activity. The record is from RefSeq and is a predicted model, not a curated record. NCBI's taxonomy places the organism in Eukaryota, Metazoa, Chordata, Actinopteri, Pleuronectiformes, Soleidae.
UGUCGACCCGUGGCUAAUCAGACAUAUCGCUUCCUCUCCUCAGGAAAUAAAUUCUGGCUCUUCAGGGAGGCUAAUCUGGAACCCGGCUAUCCACAGGAGCUGACAGAUUACGGUCGGGAGAUUCCGUACGACAGAAUAGACGCAGCCAUCUGGUGGGAACCUUCCGGCUACACGUACUUGUUUCAAGGAGACUGGUACUGGCGUUUCAACGAGCAGUCGCGCUCAGCAGACAGAGGUUACCCCAAACAGAUCAGCGUCUGGGGGUCGUCAGUGCCGUCCGGUCCUAAAGGGGCGUUCCUCAGUGAUGACGGAGCUUACACCUUCUUCUACAAAGGUUCCAAAUACUGGAAGUUUGACAACCACCGUAUGAAGAGUGAACCAGGUUUCCCCAAGUCCAUACUCCGAGACUUCAUGGGCUGUAGUGUGGACCUGGACCUGGACCCGGACAGAGACACGGACACAGACCCUGAGCGCAAAUACCCGGACGUCAACCGUCCGCCGUUCAACCCGGAUGCAGGACGCGACGGCGACCAGGGCAAGGAUGGCGGGGGCGGAGCUGACAAGGACACGGGCAAAGGCUCGGAUGGCAACGAAGAUGAAGACUACCGGGAGGGACGGGAGGAGGACACCAACGAGGUGGACGUGGUGCUGAAGGUGGACGACAGCGAGGAGCGGACCAUGAACAUCCUGAUGGUGACCAUCCCGCUGGUCCUGCUGCUGUGCAUCCUGGGACUGAUCUACGCCAUCAUCAACACGCUGCAGAGCAAAGGGGCGCCACGGCUGCUGGUGCACUGCAAGCGCUCGCUGCAGGACUGGGUCUGACCCUGGACACCAGGAGAACCCGAACUGAGAACCUGAACUGGUCCUGAGAACCCGCUGAUCCUCUGAUUCACAUGCGUCUCCUCCGCUGAUCCAUCCGUCUCCGGCUCUGUGCUCGGCAAACUCUUGUGGUAGUAGAUCCAUGCAGAUGCUGCACACACACACACACACACAGCACACACACACAUACACACACGCGCCACACAC